Exophiala xenobiotica is the source of this 1671-nucleotide messenger RNA. RefSeq lists its product as uncharacterized. NCBI's taxonomy places the organism in Eukaryota, Fungi, Ascomycota, Eurotiomycetes, Chaetothyriales, Herpotrichiellaceae. The transcript has a single exon. Bases 1 to 1671 code for a protein of 556 amino acids. The record is from RefSeq and is a predicted model, not a curated record.
AUGGCAACGACUACUCCAAUCAGGCCCAGUGCCUCGGCCACAGAUGUCGUCAACUGGCUCAGUAGUCGCCCUCAACCCAACUCCCCAUCCGACCAGGGAACCAUGAGACUUCUGCUCUUUCAGACUCGCAACCAGUCUACGGCAAAGAAGGCUCCAAGUCUAUCUUCACCGCCACCCGUAUACCUGGCAAGACCACCUCCGCCUCAGAACGAGACCUCUCAGCGCCAGAUCGAUGCGGACUUCGUGCUGGAUGUUCUCGAGAAGCUGGAUCUCCCGUUGGCGUCGUUUGGGAGCUACCUUCGCGGUCACAUCACAUUCGUAUGCAUUCCUGCAUCAAACUCGGCCAGGACCCAUACGUCGGCGGCCACCACCACCACCAACCUGGCUUCCACAUGUACCAAAUACUACUGUUCCACGUCGAGCUGGACCAUUUCCUGGUCGUACUGUCCCGCGUUCAAACACACCGCCGCCGUGAUGUGGCACAGGGAAGGGGACGGAGACCAACGAAAAGCAGAAGUCCUCUCCGAUCUGGUCCGACUCCAGCACCACUUGGCGCACCCGAUGCUGCUGGGGUUCAUCAAGACGAAGAUCUCCCUGAGCUUCACCUUCGACAUGCUAGACGACAUGAACAGAGAGACCCUCGAGCUUGAGCAGGCCAUCGGCUUUCCGACCUGGAACUGGCUGCUGGAUCGCGUGGAGCCCGGCCGAGGCGUCGGCGACGCACAAGACCAAGCGGUCGAGGGGUUCAACAUCCUCUCGGGGAAACUGACAAACAUCCGUUUCCGACUGCGGACCUUCCAGCAGCAGAUCAAGUUUAUAUCCAGGUGCAACGCCGGGUACCGACUCAGCCUGGACAGCUCGGCCUCAUCAUCACCCCACUUCGAAGCGUUGCUCCGGGAAUGCGACGAGCUACAAUUGUACAUGGACGUCAUGUGGGACUACACGUUCGUGCACCUCAUGGACGCCGACUCACUAGGCGAGAGACUACAGAACGCCAUGAACUCGGUCUUUCAACUGACCACGCAACGCGACUCGCGCGCCAGCCUGGCCAUCGCCGACAUCAACAACGAGCUGGCCUGGCAAGGCCGGAACAACAACACCGCCAUGAUGACCAUCGCCUUCAUCUCGCUGUUGUUCUUGCCCGGCACCUUUGUCGCCUCCUUCUUCCAGACGCCCAUCUUCAAUUUCCCCGACCCCGAACCCCCCACGGACGCCAACAACACCAAUAGGCAGAUCAUCGUCGCGCAGCCUUUUUGGAUCUAUUGGACCGUAAGCGGCGUCUUGACGUUGGGCCUGGGACUCGGCUGGAUGAGUUAUCUGCGCCGGAGGAGAGAAAUGGACCGCAAGGAGCGUGAGUUUGAGAGGACGCAGUUCCGCGACAGAAUACGGAGGCGCAAGGAUGGCGGCGCCGCUUCUUUCGUGUUGGAUAGAGGUCCUCCCGGUGGCGUGACAACGGCCGUCAGUGAAAGGUGGUUCCGUCGUUCGCUGUUUGACUGCGGGCCUUGGAGGAUGGGGAUGGGUGGACUGGAAAGGAACAGGAACAGGUUUAGUGGCGGCAGGCAUGAGAAGAUGCGAUGGAAUGAGGUAGAGAAAACUGCCACGGCCAAACCGCUUGAGUAUGCUGGCAGUAUGCAACGAUCAUAUGGCGACAGCACUACCCAUACAUGGUAA